Messenger RNA from Pecten maximus, 1224 nucleotides. RefSeq lists its product as uncharacterized. The transcript is spliced from 2 exons. The record is from RefSeq and is a predicted model, not a curated record. NCBI's taxonomy places the organism in Eukaryota, Metazoa, Mollusca, Bivalvia, Pectinida, Pectinidae. Bases 101 to 835 code for a protein of 244 amino acids.
AGAUUUCGGGUACACCACAUUAAUCAGAAAUUAUUUUGAAACUUCGCAUGGAAAGGGGCCCCAAGAUGCUGCCGGGGGAUGUUUCAAGCGGAAGGCGGAAAUGGCAGUCAUACGAGGAGCAGAGACUAUCCAGUCUGCAAAAGACUUGUAUAAUUUUGGAAAAACCAAGUGUGAACAACCAAGUGAGACUGCUAAUUGUAAGCAAAGACACUUCAGGUAUAUCGAGGCGGUUUCGCGUGAAACAAAGAUACGGUUUAAACCAAUCCCCCAAAACAGGAAAAUACACCAAAUAAUAACCACCGGGAAUCCCUCACUUCUGUUCAUCCGUAAUCUCUCGUGCUAUACUUGCGAUGAAUGUAUCGAGGGAAACUAUGGAUCUUGUGUUAAUCAACACGUCGGGAAAACAACGACAGCAAACAUCAGCCGGGAAAAUGUCAACGACGCAGAAGUCGAUGUAGAUGAUACGGAGGAAGAACCACACGAAUUACUUGAUUUAUGUCAGCCCGGUAGCAUACUCGCUGUAUACACAGACGACCCUAAUGAAGACUUUUAUUUAUUCAGAGCUGAAAGUCCGCCCGAAAAGCUGAAAAGGAAGACAAAAGACAGUUGGGGGGCGACAUUUGAAAAAGGACAUGAAAUCAUACGGGGGGUUUAUUUUGAGGCCACGAAUGUCGAUUUUCGCUACCGUCUUUUAAAUGACAGACAUGCCGUGGUGCCAUCAUGUUCUGUGAGACACAUUUUGAGGAAUGCGAGUAUGACCAAUAAAACUCUUAUCAUCAGUAAAACCGACAACGAGGAAAUAUUGGCAUCAAUGUCAGAAGUUUUUCGAAAUUAAUGAAAUUUGAAAGUCGCGAAUUUGACAUUACAUCAACUGAAUAUAAUGUAUAUUUGAUUAUUUGUGUGAUUGAAGUAUGUUUAAAUUAUAUUUAGAAUAAGGAAAAUUGUUUGAUGAAGAGUCACUGCAUAUUAAGACACCGCGUCAAGAAAGCGACGUCGCAAAAACGGCGUAAAUAUGUUACGCAUAUGGUCACCAACAUCGCGCGUUACGUCAUUACAACAUAAUGUAAUAAAAUGUUGUUCAUCAUAGAAUGAACUACUUGGCAGAUAUCUUGCAAUUGGGUCAUAAACACAGAAAAGUAAGACGUGAAACUUGUUUAUUCUGACACUGCUUGGGAUUCCAUGUAAUGUACAUGUAUGUCAGAUGUUAGUUUAUCAGAAAUGAAU